Messenger RNA from Glycine soja, 1897 nucleotides. RefSeq names its product pentatricopeptide repeat-containing protein At1g63130, mitochondrial-like. Gene Ontology annotation, molecular function: protein binding. The record is from RefSeq and is a predicted model, not a curated record. The transcript has a single exon. Lineage: Eukaryota; Viridiplantae; Streptophyta; Magnoliopsida; Fabales; Fabaceae. The coding region runs from base 26 to 1429 and encodes 467 amino acids.
CUUCGUUUGAGUUGCGUCUCCGCGCAUGUUCUGGCGGCGCAGAAGCUUCAGCUAUUUAGCACAAGACGUGGUUUCGUGGCUCAUUGCGAGGGUUGGGGCUGGUAGAACGAAUAAAAUAGUGGACUUUAUGUGGAGGAAUCAUGCAAUGUAUGAGUCUGAUUUUUCUGUUUUGAAUACCCUUUUGCGGGGUUUUAUGAAUGUGGGGAUGGGUUUUGAGGCUUUGGAGGUUUUGCGUAUAAUGAGGGAUGUGGGAGUUAGGCCUGGUUUGUCCUCACUAGCAAUUCUCAUAAGGUUGUUGCUUAGGGUUGGUGACUAUGGUAGUGUGUGGAAGUUGUUUAAUGAUAUGAUUUUCAAAGGGCCUCGCCCUUCAAAUGUCACGUUUAAUGUGAUGAUCUGUGGGUUUUGUAGACAGCGUAAAGUUGUGGUUGCGGAGAGUUUGUUGCAUUUGAUGCCUAAGUUUAUGUGUAGUCCUGAUGUUGUUACGUAUAACAUUCUUAUUAAUGCAUGCUGCGUUGGUGGGAGGACUUCGGUUGCGAUCGAUUGGCUGCAUUCGAUGGUUAGGAGCGGUGUUGAGCCGAGUGCUGCCACAUUUACUACCAUCUUGCACGCCCUUUGCAGGGAAGGGAAUGUGGUGGAGGCGCAGAAGCUCUUUGAUGGGAUUCAGGAUGUGGGGAUUGCUCCGAAUGCUGCGAUGUAUAAUACGCUGAUGGAUGGAUAUUUCAAGGUGAGGGAGGUUGGUCAAGCUAGCUUGCUUUAUGAAGAGAUGAGGAGAAAGGGUGUUUCUCCUGAUUGUGUGACUUUUAAUAUUUUGGUUGGGGGACAUUAUAAGUAUGGGAGGAAAGAGGAUUUGAACAGGUUGUUGAAAGAUUCGAUAUUAUCGGGAUUGUUUCUGGAUUGUUUGCUGCCAGAUAUUUUCACAUUUAACAUCUUAAUUGGAGGAUACUGUAAGACAUUUGACAUGGUUGGCGCCAGUGAGAUUUUUAAUAAAAUGUACUCAUGUGGGCUUGAUCCAGAUAUCACAACCUAUAAUACACGCAUGCAUGGUUACUGCAGAAUGCGAAAAAUGAAUAAAGCAGUUAUCAUUUUGGAUCAGCUCAUCUCUGCUGGUAUUGUUCCAGACACAGUGACAUACAACACUAUGUUGAGUGGUAUUUGUAGUGAUAUAUUAGAUCAUGCUAUGAUUUUUACUGCAAAAUUACUUAAGAUGGGUUUUCUUCCAAAUGUGAUUACAACCAAUAUGUUGUUGUCUCAUUUUUGCAAGCAGGGGAUGCCAGAGAAGGCAUUAAUAUGGGGUCAAAAGUUAAGAGAGAUUUCCUUUGAUUUUGAUGAAAUCUCCUAUCAAAUAAUGGACCAAGCUUACCGUUUGAUGCAAGAUGAUGUUGAAUUUGUGAGAGGAACAUAUGAAAAGGGCCUUUUCAUGGUUUCGUAAUGUACAUUACAUUUGACUAUUUUUCAAGAAAUAAACCUCAGAAGAUAAAGAAUGAGAAUAGUGUAAAUUUGAUUGAAAAUCAAUUUGUUGCUUUGUGAUCUUGAUUUUUUCAUUUUUCUAUUAUCCUUGAAAUCUGCCAUGAUUGCGUGUAAUCAUGAGAACAAUAUGUUGCACUCAUUGAUUGGCUACUUGAGCAUUACUUGAAAUAAGUGGUCACAAUAUGACAUACAGUAUAGCUGUGAGAAACCAUGGAGGAAUGGGUUACCCUUUUUGAAGAUGAAUAUCAUUGAUUAUUAGUGCCUAUUCUGGAGGGCUUUUAUGUGUAUUUCUCCAUGAAGGAUAAUAGCAGCCAUCUGUUUAGAGGGAUGCAAGGGAAGCAUAUGUUGAUUCGUGGCCUUGAGAAUGUUAUUAGUCUGUAAUGUGAUUGAAUCUACUGAACUGCAGGCAAUGGAGAUUGAAGAAUGUUUU